Molecule: messenger RNA, 930 nt
Organism: Talaromyces atroroseus
Lineage: Eukaryota; Fungi; Ascomycota; Eurotiomycetes; Eurotiales; Trichocomaceae
Exons: 3
Coding region: 1-930 (309 amino acids)
Biological process (GO): L-histidine biosynthetic process
Cellular component (GO): cytoplasm
Molecular function (GO): histidinol-phosphatase activity
Source: RefSeq, a predicted model, not a curated record
AUGCCAUUCUCUCACCACAGCCAUUCAGGGCAGUUCUGCCCAGGGCAUGCAAAAAACUCCCUCGAAGAGGUCAUCCAGACAGCAAUUGCACAGAAGAUGCAAGUCUUUUGCUUAACAGAACACAUGCCUCGCGGAAAAGAAGAUUUUUACCCGGAAGAGGUGGGAGUUUCAACAGAAGAGUGGCUUGUUGAGAACGAAGCAGCCUUUUACGCAGAGGCGUUGCGGCUACGUCAGAAAUAUGCUUCCCAGAUCAAGCUUCUUAUUGGAUUUGAAAUCGACUGGAUACGGCCCGAGUCUUUGAAGUUGAUCGAGACAUCUCUGUCCCGCCUACCAUUUGAGCUCUUUGUUGGAUCUGUGCAUCACGUGCACACAAUUCCAAUCGACUACGAUGCUUCUAUGUACCAGCAAGCGCGGGAAGCUGCCGGUGGUACCGAUGAGCGAUUAUUUGAGGAUUACUACGACAGCCAGCUAGACAUGUUGCAGAAACUGAAGCCGCCAGUGAUUGGCCACUUUGAUUUGAUUCGUUUGAAAAGCGAUGAUCCCAAUGCAACUUUCACCAAGUACCCCCGAGUAUGGGAUAAGAUACAGCGCAACCUCCGCUUUGUGGCUAGCUAUGGAGGUCUGUUGGAGCUCAACUCGGCUGCGUUGAGGAAGGGUAUGACGGAGCCGUAUCCUAAAGAGGAGAUUUGCCGCGAAUUCUUGUCAAUGGGUGGCCGAUUUUGCAUGUCCGAUGACAGUCAUGGAAUCGACCAAGUGGGCUUUGGUUAUCGUCAAGUGCUGGAUUUUGUGGAUCAAGCCGGCAUAACCGUCUUACAUUACCUAGAUCUAAAUCUGUCUGGGGAGGGGCCGAUCCUUGAUAGUCGAUUCCCAUUGACAAGGAUCCGUUCGGUUCCUAUCGAGGAGGUGAAGACUGCCUCAUUCUGGGCGUAG